This is a messenger RNA of Mercenaria mercenaria, 2742 nucleotides long. Its product is annotated as spliceosome-associated protein CWC27 homolog. Lineage: Eukaryota; Metazoa; Mollusca; Bivalvia; Venerida; Veneridae. Gene Ontology annotation, molecular function: peptidyl-prolyl cis-trans isomerase activity. Gene Ontology annotation, cellular component: catalytic step 2 spliceosome. Gene Ontology annotation, biological process: protein folding; protein peptidyl-prolyl isomerization. The record is from RefSeq and is a predicted model, not a curated record. The transcript is spliced from 11 exons. The coding region runs from base 116 to 1657 and encodes 513 amino acids.
UUAUACAGUUUAUUUUAAUUUAUGAACUAACUGUAUUUUCGGAAAAUGGCUGCGCCCAUAAGGAAAUGGUUUCGUUUUUAGAUUUUUCAAGAAAUUUUAGAUUUAAACUGAAACCAUGAGUAACAUCUACAUCCAGGAGCCACCUACUAAUGGAAAGGUUCUCCUUGUAACAACUGUAGGGGAUAUAGAUAUUGAGCUGUGGUCAAAGGAGGCACCAAAAGCUGCACGGAACUUUGUUCAGCUAUGUAUGGAAGGCUACUAUGAUGGUACUAUAUUCCACAGAGUGAUACGAGAUUUCAUUGUUCAGGGAGGUGAUCCUACAGGUUCUGGUCAUGGCGGAGAGAGUAUAUAUGGCAAGCCAUUCAAGGAUGAGUUCCAUCAACGGCUUAGAUUUGUCCGCAGAGGAUUGGUUGCCAUGGCAAAUGCUGGGCCCAAUGAUAAUGGGAGCCAGUUUUUCUUUACAAUGGGUUCGACUCCUGAGUUGAUGAAUAAACAUACUAUUUUUGGAAAGGUAUCUGGUAACACAGUCUACAAUAUGCUUAAGCUGCAGGAGUGUGAGACUGGUCCAGAGGACAGACCUGUUUAUCCAAAUAAAAUUCUUAAAACACAGGUUUUAGCAAACCCAUAUGAUGACAUUGUUCCAAGAGUGGUAAAAAGAUCCAAGAAAGAUGGUGACUUAGAAAAGAAAUCAAGGAGCAAAUCAAAGGCAACAAAGAAUUUUAAGUUGCUGUCAUUUGGAGAAGAGGCAGAAGAAGAUGAGGAACAAGUUACCAAAGUUUCUGAGGGUUGGAAAGGUAAAGGCAAGAGCAGUCAUGAGCUGACCAAUGAUCCACGACUGAGUUCAGUACCAGCUGUAGAUAUCAGCCCUGAAAAAACAGAGAAGCGGAAAGCUGAUUCCUCAGACAUUGAUUCAGAAGAGGAAAAGGAGAAAGAGGAAAGGAGAGAAAGUAUAAAAAAGAAAUUAAAGAAAGAACCUCCAGAGAAAAACAUUAAUGUAAAACAAAAUAAACAUUCACCAGACAGUGUAUCAAACAAGCAGCCAGCGACAGUUCAGUCCGAGCCAGCAGUCAAAGCAGCAGCACCAAGAAAAAGUAGUCCUCCCACUAGCAAACCUACACCAACAAGCAAGACAAUUCCAGUAGAGAAACCAUCUAACAGAAGUGAAGAGCUAAAACAGGAAGCAAGGACAUUAAAGAGGGAAAUUCGUGAAUCAAAGAAGAGAGAACAGCAGAGAAAGAUGGAAGUGAAAGAAGAAGUUGUGGAGGAAGAGCCACAGCCAGUCAGUAAUGACCCGUUAGCGGAUUUUAAACGUGAACGCCUAAAGUACAAGGCAUUGAGAAAGGAGCAGGGUAAGAAAGGAUUGAACAGAGAGGAAAUAACAUUAUCUAUACUGAACAAGUUUAAGACUAAGUUAGAAGGCUCACGAAAACUGGCAGGCAGGUACUCGGACGAUGAAGAUAAAGAUGAGGAUCUGGAAGAUGAUGCGACAGAUUUAUCUUGGAUGCAUCAUAAGUUACAGUUUGAGGAGGAAGGAAAGAAGAAAGUGCUAGAUGCCAAUAUUCACGAUGUAGAUAGAUACGAGAUCCAUGAUCCACGUAACCCACUUACCAAACGACGCAGAGAGGAAAGUAAACAAAAAAUGAAAGACAGAAGAUAACUGGAUGCCUCAAUCAUUUUAGAAAUAAACAGUGCUAGCUCCUGAAUUUUGUUAACAGGAAGUGUUUGCCUGUAUUACAGAUGAUGGGUUAAAGACAAUAGAAUCUCUAAUGUGACCAUUACAUUUGUAAUACAGGGGAUUAUAGAGGUUUACUUUACAUUAGCAGAUUUCAUAUUUAUAAACUAUCCGGAGUUGUCUGUGACCUCCACCAUUAAAGCUGGAAAGUCGCCAUAUGACCUAUCCUGUGUCGGUGCGACGUUAAAUCCAAAAAAAAAAAAAAAAAAAAGAAUUGUUCAGGAAAAUUAAAGUGAUGAACUCUUGCAAAUUCAGUAGAGUUGAAACUGAAUCAGCAGUCUUCUGUUUAAUUUGACUUUUGCCUGACUGUUGUUGACUUUUGUAUUAAAGUCAACCGAAGUAAGUAAAUAUUAUGGUUUGAUUUUUGGGAGCAUGGAAUCAAACUUAGCAGCAAUCCUCAAGAAAUGUUGCACAAAUGAUACUGCUAUAGUUACUCUAGGGCAAAAGACCAAGAGCUUAUUUGGAACAUGAAUCUUGUUUCUGUCAGUAGUUUUCUGCUUCCUUUAAUUGUUAUACUGAAAAAAAACAAUACCAAAAUAUACUGAUAUAUUACAUGCUGUUACAGUCAAUUUCAUACAAGAUUGUAAAAGGAAGAAAAUAGUCUUUUUUAUCAUUGCAGUGAUGUUUUUAGAUUCCAUAAUUUAUAUUGCAUCAGAUUGAAGUAUCUGUAUGUGCCAUGCAUGUUAUAGGUAUAGAAAUAGAUUUUAGAGUACCUUCUGUAUAAAUUGAGAUUAAAGAAAAAUUAGUUAUCGAGCACACACUCGUUAAAAACAGUGAUUUUCAUCAAAUUUUUCGCUAUUUAUAUGACAGAAUAUUUCCUUUAAAUUUCAAAAGGAAAAUAUGACCUUCAUUAGAGGAAAUUCUAACAAUUUUUGUAGAAAUUAAAUUUGCUAGAAGAAACGGUAGUUACCAUUUUAGUCAGAUGUACAAUGCUUUUUACUUAAGUUUGUUGUUAGAGAAAAUAGUAUAUAGAUACAUGUGUAAUAAAUGGAACAUUUUAUUGAAACACA